AUGAAGGAAAGAAGACUCACGCAGCCGUUUGUAGCGAGGUGUAAACUAGUGCUGGUCGGGGACGUCCAAUGCGGUAAAACAGCGAUGUUACAGGUCUUGGCAAAGGACUGCUAUCCAGAGACUUACGUCCCCACUGUGUUUGAGAACUACACAGCCUGUCUGGAGCUUGAAGACCAGCGUGUUGAGCUCAGCCUUUGGGACACAUCAGGUUCUCCAUACUACGACAACGUCAGACCCCUCUGCUACAGCGACUCAGAUGCAGUGCUCUUGUGCUUUGACAUCAGCCGACCAGACAUAGUAGACAGUGCACUGAAGAAGUGGAAAGCAGAGAUCCAGGACUUCUGUCCCAGCACACGGAUCCUGCUAAUAGGCUGCAAGACAGACCUGCGCACAGACGUGUGCACGCGCAUGGAGCUGUCCAAUCAGAAACAGACUCCCAUCUCCCAUGAGCAGGGUUCGUCCAUGGCCAAGCAGCUUGGAGCAGAGGCUUACCUGGAGUGCUCAGCCUUCACAUCAGAGAAGAGCAUCCACAGUGUCUUUCGUACUGCGGCUCUGGCCUGCAUGAACAAACUCCAGCCUGCCAAUAAACCCAGCCCCGUCCGCCGCCUCUCCAAGAGACUCCUACACCUGCCCAGCAAGACAGAGCUCCUCUCCUCCACCUUCAGCAAGGACAAGUCCAAGAGCUGCUCCAUCAUGUGAAUACUGCUGAGAUCAUGCUGGAAGAAAAAAAAAAAAAGAAAGCAAGGACAAACAGACUGCAGAUGCUUUAGCGGGGGUCCAGGGUGUGCAAGGGAAAGAGAGCGAUGAUGUGGAUUUCUGCAAAGCCUCUCUCUCCUUUGCAGCAUCCUCCCCAAAACUCCCCGUCAACCACUUCAACUGCAAACGCUCUCUAUAUUCAACUCUGACACUGAACUUUUGAUCAUGACUUGUCACCAGCACACAGUGCAGAGAGGGAGUGAAAAAAAUGAUGUUGAAAAUAUUUCUGAUCAAUUAAAUACACCUGUACAAAGAGAGUGAAACAGGCACUUUGAGGUGUAGAUUCCUGACAUGAAGGUUGCUGUGAGAGCUUCAUCUUAAAUAAGGUCCUAUUUUCUACAGGGGAAGUGGCUGUAAACACUGCAUUUGACUGCAUUACCCUGAUGAGAUCCAUUUGAUAUUCUGAUAGCGUCGCCCUCUCCCAUCCAUCUCUGUAUCUGAAUGUCUCUUUAAGGUCACGAUAUGGGCUGAGUGACGAGAUGAAAUGUAAAAUCUGACAGUGACAGGAAGUGGUAUCUACAGAAAUGCGGCUCCGGGAAUUUAAAACAGCGGCCCUCGAAGAAAUUAUCCCACCGCCGACCCCUCACAGUAUUUCAUUUGGAAAUUAAAGCUGACAGUGGAGAAAAAGGGGAGAGAAGGGAGGGAUUUGGCAAGCAAGAGUGUUCAUUUGCAAAGGCAGUGGGAGGACAAACCGAGAGCACAUCUGAAGGAGCGCAAUGUGACUCAGCACUCACAUGAGCCACGGAACAGUCUAGGGUGGACGUGUUGUGACAAAAACAAACACAAAAGCCCGGGCCAUGCAAAGACUGUCUGAACAUGAUUUUGUCAGAUCCCCUUUCAUCACCCAUCACCACGGCAGUCUUAAUUGUUCAAUGUUAUCAACCAUUAGGCUUGAUUUUAGUCGUGUUGCAUUAAUGAUGCAUCAUCUCACUGUUCUCUGCUACUUUUAAGAGCUGCUUAAUGGAUCCCAGUUUUUGAUAUAUGUUCCAUCUUUAAAAGAUAGAACAAAGAUUUCUUUUCACACAAGCCAAACUGGCUGGAUUUAUUUUAAUGAAACAAAAAGAAGUCUUAGAAAUCUUUGUUUUUGAAUCCUCUGCGUCAAAGAGAAAUAGUCCUCAACUUUGACCUGCGAGCGUGUAAUGUGGGCCAGCUCACCGUGCUUCAACGAGCUCCAGGUGCUGGGUCAAAGCUGAGUUUUUCAUUGUUAACAGUUAUUUAAGAUGCCCCUGCUGACAUUUGCAGUCUGGAUAGCUGCAUUAACACUGAACGCCCCUCAGAUGAUGGGAAGGUUGAGUUGAAUCACACACAAAAACA
Molecule: messenger RNA, 2070 nt
Organism: Chelmon rostratus (copperband butterflyfish)
Lineage: Eukaryota; Metazoa; Chordata; Actinopteri; Chaetodontiformes; Chaetodontidae
Product: rho-related GTP-binding protein Rho6-like
Exons: 5
Coding region: 1-699 (232 amino acids)
Biological process (GO): small GTPase-mediated signal transduction
Molecular function (GO): GTPase activity; GTP binding
Source: RefSeq, a predicted model, not a curated record